Boleophthalmus pectinirostris (great blue-spotted mudskipper) is the source of this 4135-nucleotide messenger RNA. RefSeq names its product argininosuccinate lyase (gene asl). NCBI's taxonomy places the organism in Eukaryota, Metazoa, Chordata, Actinopteri, Gobiiformes, Gobiidae. The record is from RefSeq and is a predicted model, not a curated record. The transcript is spliced from 16 exons. Gene Ontology annotation, cellular component: cytosol. Gene Ontology annotation, molecular function: argininosuccinate lyase activity. Bases 143 to 1540 code for a protein of 465 amino acids.
UGCAGAACAUAUCCAGGAGGUGGCAGCACUGGUGACAGUCGGAUUUCCACAGAAGAAAAGCAGUUAUUUAUGUUUCAUCAGAAAAACUCCUGCUGUUACAAACACGAUCCGCCGGGUGUUCAGCUCACGGACACACGGAGCUAUGGCUAACGCGGAGGGAAAUAAACUUUGGGGGGGUCGGUUCCUGGGUGACACAGACCCCAUAAUGGAGAAAUUCAAUGCUUCAAUCUCCUACGACCAGAGGAUGUGGGACGCAGACAUCAGAGGAAGCAAAGCCUAUGUGAAGGCGCUGGAGAAGGCCAAGCUCGUCACCGCAGACGAGAUGACCAGUAUUUUAAAUGGGAUGGAUCAGAUUUCUGAGGAGUGGAACAAAGGCAUUUUUGUGAUUAAACCUGAAGAUGAAGAUAUUCAUACAGCUAAUGAGAGACGAUUGAAGGAGCUGAUUGGUGCUCCUGCGGGCAAGUUACAUACUGGUCGUAGCAGAAAUGACCAGGUUGUUACUGACAUGAGACUGUGGCUUCGUGAUGCUAUUUCAUCCCUCAGAGAAGCCGCAUUGCAAUUGCUUUCUACAAUGGUGGAACGGGCAGCAAUAGAAAUUGAUGUCCUAUUUCCUGGUUACACACACAUGCAGAGGGCCCAGCCAAUCAGAUGGAGCCACUGGAUUUUAAGUCAUGCCGUCGCCCUGAGCAGAGAUGUGGAGCGGCUUCAGGAGAUCAACAAAAGGGUUAACGUUUUGCCUCUAGGAAGUGGUGCUCUUGCUGGGACACCAUUUGACAUUGAUAGGAAUCUUCUGUGUAAAGAGUUGGGUUUUACCAGCAUAAGUCUUAACAGUAUGGAUGCGACAAGCCAGAGGGAUUUUGUUUUGGAGUUUUUGUUCUGGGCUUCACUGUGUCUGACCCACCUCAGUAAAAUGGCUGAAGAUCUGUUGUUGUACAGCACCAAAGAGUACUCCUUUGUCACACUUUCUGAUGCCUACAGUACAGGCAGCAGUUUGAUGCCACAGAAGAAAAACGCUGACAGUCUGGAGCUGAUCCGCAGCAAGGCGGGACGUAUCUUUGGCCAAUGUACCGGGUUUAUCAUGACUAUGAAAGGUUUACCUAGCUGCUACAACAAAGACCUGCAGGAGGAUAAGCAAGCCAUGUUUGACUGCUUUGACACACUUCAUGCUGUGCUUCAAGUGACAACAGGAGUCAUGUAUACACUCAAGAUUAACCCUUCAGUAAUGGAAGGAGCCCUCAGUCCAGACAUGUUAGCAACUGAUUUGGCCUAUUACCUUGUGAAGAAAGGGGUCCCCUUCAGAGAGGCUCAUGGUAUUUCUGGAAAAGCUGUUUUUACUGCAGAAUCCAGAAACAUUGCCUUAAAUCAACUCACUGUGGAAGACUUGAGUUCUGUCAGCCCUCAUUUUGGAGAGGAUGUGGCUGCAGUGUGGGACUAUCGCAGCAGUGUGGAGCAGUACAGUGCCCCCGGUGGGACAGCAAAGUCCAGUGUCUUAGCCCAAAUAGAGCACCUACGAAACUGGAUCAAGACACAGUCGCAGUAAUCAUCAAUAAUGAUUGAAUCUAGUUUACUGAACAAAAUGGUCAAUGUUUCAUAGGUCAAUUUACUGUAACCUGGUUACAAAUUAAUUAAUGUUACGGUAUGCACAGUAUUGCACUCAUUAGCAAUGUAAGCCGUCCGAGGUUUGUUGACAGUACUUUUAUUUUCAAAUGGCAAACAAUUUAUUUCGCACAGCACCACUGUUGCCUUUAGUUAUGGCUAAUGAAAGAAAAUGUUUUUUAUCUUUUUUGUAUUUGUAAGGUUACAUAAUAUAUUUAUGCAUAUUUUAAAAUUUAGAUUUUAAGAUCCUAUCUAUCCAAACCAAAAUACUCUACCUACAAACAAACAGUUAUAAAGGUUAAUUAACUUGGCCUGAUUUAGCCUCUUUAUUAACUAUGCGAGAGGUGGCUGUGAAACCUUCUAAAUUAAAAUAGUUUUCUUUUAUAAUUUAUACAUGUAUACAGUUAACUGACCAGGCUGAUAAUCAUAAGUAAGAGAUGUCUGCACACACAACAUUUACUAAAACUUCUAGCUUUCUAAAUAUGUAAUAAAAGACAAAAAGAGCACACCAGGGUGAGACUUGGAAGAAGUAAGCCAGAGUUAGAUUUGUAGACAACUCUGCCAUCUAGUGGCUGAGUGGGUCUGAAGAUGUCAGUCAUGGGCUGACCUGUCCAGAACCGGCACUUUGAGAUGAAGGCACUCAACUAGAGUAAAAAAAAUAUAUUUAAGGAUUAGUAUAAAACCCAGAUUAAAGUAUAAAAUGAUUACAUUCAAUUUACUAGAGAAGUAAUAAUACUGGAGAAUACGUUAUGCUCAAAAUCUUUAGGUUUUAACCAUGUACAUACAUGCAUUGGAAUUUUAUGGAACGCACCUCUCACCUGUCCUUAAUCCAGCUCCUCACCUGUCGGCUGCUGACCGGUAGCAUCCUCUUAAAAACGGUCCAGGCCACGGCUUGUUCACAGCCAGGUGUCGUCAUGGAGCCCAUGUAUCUAUAAUAACUGUGGAGUUCAGACGCUGAUGGGACGACGUCACUCAGUCUGAAGUUUAUCACCUCUGUAGAGCUGCCUGGGAACAGAGAAGUCAAAAUCUGUACAGUUACAAAUAUUAUAGCUAGAAAACACACAGUUCAGGGUUCACAGGUCUUUCACAUGUUCUGUUGUGUCCUCUUUCGUUUGUAAAUCUCAUUGUUUUUUCUCAGUGACUCCAAAUUUCAUUCUCAACAUCUUAUAUUGUGCAGAGGAAGGGUAAUGAAUAUAAUACAAGUAAUUUUGAUAACUUUUUAAAUAAUACAUUAAUGACAUUGAUGUUUCAGUGUACUGUCAUUUUAUAGUUUUUUGGUACCAUUAUUUUGAAUACGACCCAACGCCUCUAUCAAUGUGUCCAGAUGUGGAUGGUCUUCAGCUGUCUCCUGUGAACAGCAUAUAUUUUUUAAUCAUGUCAACAGCAUUUUAAACAAAACUUGAUAUAUUUUAAACAGUACCUCAAAGAGAAAAGCAAGGAGAGCUAUUCCAGCCAUGUCAUGCUCAGCUUCGGUCAGAGACCCGUACGGCUCCUUUAUGUGAACUAUGUGCAUCUAUAAAUUACACAGAAGUCUAAUAGGAAAAUAUUUUUUAUUUUGUAUAUCUGUCAAAAUAGAAAGCCUUGACAGAGAGGAAAGUACAAAAUAGAAAAGAGUGUUUUCAGUGGUCUAUAAAUCUCCACAGAUUAGUUGGAGUUUGAAGUCAAAAAGUGUCUAAACUAUUAACCUUUUACUUUAUAUCACCACAAAUGUGAUCAGUUGUGCCAGUAUUGAUAUUUCUUUGUGGGUUUAUUUUAUAUUUGUAUGCAUGUUAUUCAUAGUUACGCAGUUGGCCAUACUUCCAUAGGCAGCCUCUCUCCGUCAAUGGUGUGUUCAGACCCUGGGCUCCCCUCUCGGCCCCAAUGAAAGUGGAAAUUUGCUGCUCUGUAGUUUCCAGGCAGAGCACCCCCGGACAACCCCACCGACUGAGGCAGCCUGAAAGUGGCUUAAAUCACACACAUACGGGCCUACUGUAUUUUAAAUUCAUUUAUGAAACAUGAAGAUUGCAGUCUGAAGCAGAGUACACACUAAAGUACACCCUAAAAUAUAGAAAAGUUUUCACUUGUAAAAUAGUAUUAUUGUAAUUGAAAAUGAAAUUAGCAGUAAGGUUGUUACCAGAGUGCCCAGUGUUCUCCAAGCUGAUGUUGAUUUGUUUGUUGUGUCCGAUGAAGUUGAAAGGAGCUAGAGCAGAGUUAGUGUGGGCUUUACUAGUGACAAUGUUGAUGGGAGACUGGCGAAGCCCUCCACAUCUUGGGAACUGGGUUACCCAAUGACUCGGAUCUGAAAUCAUUCAAAAUGGGUUAGUCGAAAUUAAAGAUACUGUAUGUUCAUUUAGGCAUGAUGUUCCAAAUUGAAUUCUGAACUAACUUGGGGUUUGUUUUUAUUACUACUAGUGCUGUGUUCCCUUGACCUAUGUUCACUUUAUAAUUAUAUUAGUGCUGGUUUGUGAUUGGAGAGCAGAUAGUGUGGUUGCCAUUUGACCCUAACUGUCAAGGAAUAAAAAAUACAAAAUGCAAAAAUGCAUUUUAACUUUGUCUGACA